GUUACAUUAUGUGCACACACAAUUAAGGUGUAAAUUUUCUUCAAAUCGUAGACACCUCUCUCCCCCUCUCAUCUCUCAUCGACCAUGUCCGAUAACAAGAGUUGUCAACUCUUCUUCUUCAUCAUCUUUCAUCUACUCGUACCACCAAUUUUUGCUGCAAAUUCCUCAGACAUAUCCUAUGAAAUCGAGCCAUUUAUUAGGGUUUACAGAAAUGGUAGCGUUGUCAGAUUAAUGGGAACCGAAACCGUUCCACCAUCGCUCGAUCUCAAGUCUAGGGUUCUCUCCAAAGACAUCAUCAUCGACCCUUCUCUCAACAUCUCAGCAAGACUCUAUCUACCCAAAACCGCCGCCGCCGCCACCUGCAAACUUCCUCUUCUGGUCUACUUCCACGGUGGCGCGUUUUUCACCUCAUCGCCCUUCACCCCCGCCUACCACAACUACCUAAACUCCGUCGUCGCCAAAGCUAACGCCGUCGCGGUGUCCGUUAAUUACCGCUUAGCCCCCGAGCACCCUCUCCCCGCCGCCUAUGAAGAUUCCUGGCUUGCCCUAAAUUGGGUUUUCUCUCAUUCCGGUGAGGGCGGCGGCAGCGAGGAAUGGCUCCGAAACGACGUCGAUUUCGAGCGCGUUUACUUGAGCGGAGACAGCGCCGGCGGCAACAUCGCCCACAACGUGGCGGUCCGGGUCGGGUUGGAGAAAAUGGGUCGUGACGACCCGGGCGUUAUGAUCCGCGGGUUGUUUCUGAACUGCCCGCAUUUUUGGGGGCAGGUCCGAAUUGGGAAUGAAGCGAGUGACCCUAAAAUGGUGGCUGCGGAGGAUAGUAUAUGGGUCCAUGCAUACCCGAAUUCGACCGGGUUUGACGACCCGCUGUUGAACCCGGAUUACGACCCGAAUCUGUGGAGGUUGGGGUGCAAAAAAGUGGUGGUUUAUGUUGGUGAGAAGGAUAUAUUGAGAGAUAGAGGAUUGGAAUACACGAAGGCGUUGAGGAAGAGUAAGUGGGAAGGAGUGGUGAAGGGUGUGGACGUGAAGGGGGCUCCUCAUGUUUUCAAUCUGCAAUUUCCCAAAAGCAAGGAUGCACACAAAAUGUUGAACCAUUUCGCAUUGUUUCUCAAUGAUAAAGAGAAAUUUAGAGUGAGAGUAACUAAAAAGUAAGAAUCAUAUAUGUCGAUGUCGAUCCCAACUCAAUAAUGUCAAUCUUUCACAAUGUAUCAUGUGCCUGCACUGCAUGAUCACUUGUCUUGUUCCUUUGAUUGCAGAAAAUCAAUGCUAAUAAUUAAGUACGCAUGUGUUUGUGUGCGCUAGCUAGUUGAUGUGAUGAAGGAAAUAAAUUGGGUUUGUUUUGGUGCUAGUUUGCUACUAUGUAAUGUAAUUAAGGAGUGAAAUUAGGUGGACCUCAAAAGAAAAAGAGAGUGAAAUUAGUUGGGAAUUUUGGCGUGUGUUUAAUAUUGUGC
Salvia miltiorrhiza (redroot sage) is the source of this 1448-nucleotide messenger RNA. Its product is annotated as probable carboxylesterase 5. NCBI's taxonomy places the organism in Eukaryota, Viridiplantae, Streptophyta, Magnoliopsida, Lamiales, Lamiaceae. The coding region runs from base 85 to 1149 and encodes 354 amino acids. Gene Ontology annotation, molecular function: hydrolase activity. The transcript has a single exon. The record is from RefSeq and is a predicted model, not a curated record.